CCCAGCACCUUCUUUUAUUCUCCCCCUCGACAACAAGGAUCCAGCAGCUCCCCUCCACUCCAUUCAUUCUCCUCGACAGCAAACGGGAUUUCAUUCCUCUCGACAACCAACAAGAACCCGGUCCUUUCCAUUCUCCUUCCUCUCGACGAACACAAGGAAGGCAGCAGCUCCAUCCCCGUCAUAAUUAAAUUGUAGUUACGUUGGCCAAGUGAUUGGGUGAUCAUUCGACGAGAUCAAUGUUGAAUAUAGUUUGAACAACCUCCAUCACGUUCUAGGCACGAAGUUAAGAUCAUAGAGGCGGAGAUCCUAACCAGACAGUUCGUGAUCAGCAAGUUUGAGGAGCUCAACACAAUCUUUGCCGAGGGAUGGCACAUGAAGUAUCAUCAUAAGAAUUGGAGAACACUUUAAUUUGUUGAUACUUUGUGGUUAUAAGUAAAAGAUUGAAGAUUCGUUUCUUUUGUUUAUUUUACGAGUAU
Messenger RNA from Linum tenue, 476 nucleotides. The record is from the annotation of a GenBank genome assembly. NCBI's taxonomy places the organism in Eukaryota, Viridiplantae, Streptophyta, Magnoliopsida, Malpighiales, Linaceae.